Messenger RNA from Cutaneotrichosporon cavernicola, 846 nucleotides. RefSeq lists its product as uncharacterized. Lineage: Eukaryota; Fungi; Basidiomycota; Tremellomycetes; Trichosporonales; Trichosporonaceae. The transcript has 2 exons. The record is from RefSeq and is a predicted model, not a curated record. Gene Ontology annotation, molecular function: methyltransferase activity. The coding region runs from base 1 to 846 and encodes 281 amino acids.
AUGGCUGAACACGCCCACGGCCAAUCCCACUCUCACGGCCACGGCCAUGCCCACGGCCAUCACGCCGACGACUUCUGGGACGGCGCAGCCUACCUCGCCCGCCCCGGGGUCCAAGAGACGGCCUCGAUCAAUGCGGCCAACCUCUUGGCGGCUCUCUCCCUCCUCUCGCAAUCUCACGCCCGCUUCGCACCUGCCAACCUCCACAACCUCUCCCUAAUCGAAGUUGGCAGCGGUCCUGGUGCCGUCACGCAACACCUUGCCGACUCGUUCGGGAUAGUCUACGCGACUGAACUGAGCGCGAAUAUGCUCAAGACAUUCUCAGGCCAGCCCGUGGCGCAGAGGGACAAUGUCAGCUUUGGACUUGUUUCGUUGGGGCCGAAUUCCAAGGACGAGUUCAAGGCUCGUAAAGCGUUCCCGUCGCCAACGGAAGCGGAACCGGAACGAACGGCGGCCCCUCCGGUGGUCAUGUUUGACGUCGCUGUUGUCAACCUUGUGCUGCAUCACGUUGAUGAUAUCAACAGUUUUAUGGAGGGCGUGAAGGGUGUUUUGAGGCCGGGCGGCGUGAUCGUUGUUACCGAGUUUACGUUAGCGGAGGAUGGCACCGAUGUCGUUGCUAAGAACCGGGCAAUGAAAGCCGAAAAGGACAAAAACGCCGCGGCGGAGGCUGCGGGAUCCGUUAAUGCCCCAGGACACCACCACGAUACGUUCUCCCUCGAGUCGAUACAGAAGAUCCUUUCCGACUUUGGAUUUAAAGAUGUUGGGGCCGCGCGGGGCCCAUUCCUCCCAGUCUUUGGGCCCGAUGCGGAGCCCGUGCCAGGCUUGUACGCCUACGGCCUUGCGCCGUAA